AUGAGCAACCUGAUGAAUGCCAUUGCCCUGCUCCUUCUUGGCAGUGCUACCCUUAAUACUCCAUGGGUAUCUCCUGUGCAUGCCUGUACCACUCUGUUAGUCGGUCGCAAAGCCACCGUGGAUGGCUCAGUCUUGGUGUCUCAUUCGGACGAUGGCGGUGGGAUUGCCGAUCCUCGCAUUCUCCAGAUUCCCUCGAAACCGUGGAAUUUGACUCUUCGAGAUCAGCAGUCCAUUGUGAGACCCGUCAUGCCCGAUUUGGAAGAUUUUGAUCGCUAUAACGGAGAUCCCAUUGGUUCGGUGGAGAUACCUCGGAAUAUGACGGAUUUUGGUACCAACAGCAAUAAUAGCAACAACACGACAUAUUCCUACUUUGAUGGGACUUACGGGAUCCUGAAUACCCAACAACUCAUUGUGGGAGGCGAAUCUACUUGUUCCGCCGUAUUCACCGCUCAAGCUGGUCCUGCUCGCCUCAAUAUCAACGAAUUGUCGCGAAUAGCACUGGAGUACACAUCCAAAGCACGACAGGCCAUUCGACUCAUGGGAUAUCUCGCCGAACGCUAUGGCUUUUACGGGGCGUCGGACAAUUUGGAAGGGGGUGCUGAAUCCUUACUAGUAGCCGAUCCACAAGAAGGAUUUGUCCUGCACAUACUCCCCGAUGAUACCGGAACCAGUGCCAUUUGGGUCGCGCAACGUGUCCCCGAUCAUCACGUCACGGUCGUCGCCAACAUGUUUAUCAUUCGCACAGUCGAUCCGGACGAUACCCACAAUUUCAUGGGAAACUUUGAGUACAUGUAUCAAGUCGCACAACGCAAUAACCUCUGGCAUCCAAACAACAGCAACGCACCAGUAUUCGACUUUACACGAAUCUUUUCCAAUGGAGAAUACGGACACCAAUAUUACAGUGGCCGACGCAUCUGGGGCGCCUAUCGACUCGUGGCACCGUCCUUGGAACUGGCAUCCACCUAUGACAAUCUACUGCUCGUAUCACCGUAUCCCUUUAGUAUUCCACCCGAUCAAUUGCUUUCCUUACAAGAUCUGUUUCGCAUUCAUCGCGACUACUAUCAAGAUACACCUUUUGAUCUGUCCAAAGGACUCGCCGCCGGUCCCUUUGGAAAUCCCGAUCGAUUCACCGUGCCCUCUCAUCAGCGUCAUGCCAUUGCAGAGAAAUACUAUCACGGCCAACAACAACAACAAGCCACGGGAGUCGGAUGGGAACGACCCAUUGCCCUCUUUCGCACCACCUACACUACUGUCUCACAAGUCCACUCGUCCCACAACAGUAAAGAUGAUGGAACCCUCUGGCUGGGGGUGUAUGCACCUCAUGCCACGUGUUUUCUGCCCUUUUCCACCCGUGUCACAUCCUUGCCCGACAGUAUCACACAAGGACACAUGACAAAACUCGACAAAUCCACUGCCUUUUGGACGUUUCGGUACAUGCAUUCGUUGGCGCGGUUGCGAUACAAUUUGCUGGCGCCACUCAUUCACGAGGCCCAAACCAAAUGGGAAGGUAUUGCGUUGGAACUGCAACAAUCCAUCCUCCAACAGCAAGACGACGCGGAGACGGUCACGCAACUCUACCACAAUCACACGGCACACGUGUUACGGGCAUGGUGGGAACUGGCCGAUACGCUUGUAUUCUUGUAUGCCGAUGGAUAUGACAAUCAACAGGAAUUCAAAGCACCGGCACUGGGAUAUCCCACGGAAUGGCUCGAACGAGUCGGGUAUCAAAACGGACCGCCGCCGCCACCACCACCCACAAGUCAGAAUCACGACGACAACACGUUGCCCUUUGGAGUCGUGACGACCAUCCUCUUUCUGGUUGUGGUAGUAGCUGUCCUGUGCAAGUGGCGCAAUACGUUCCAGCACCACUACCACAAGAACGAACACAAAAAACACCAUCAGCAUCAUCAUCACACCCAAACUCCCGAAACCAUUCGCUCCGAUUCCAUGGAUUCGAUGGACCGAUUUGUUCCCUUGGGGGACAAAAAGAAUCACUACGGAUCGUUGCAAUAA
Molecule: messenger RNA, 2013 nt
Organism: Seminavis robusta
Lineage: Eukaryota; Bacillariophyta; Bacillariophyceae; Naviculales; Naviculaceae
Source: the annotation of a GenBank genome assembly